Wasmannia auropunctata (little fire ant) is the source of this 4336-nucleotide messenger RNA. Its product is annotated as actin-binding protein anillin. The record is from RefSeq and is a predicted model, not a curated record. Gene Ontology annotation, biological process: septin ring organization; actomyosin contractile ring assembly; mitotic cytokinesis. Gene Ontology annotation, cellular component: actomyosin contractile ring. The transcript is spliced from 19 exons. The coding region runs from base 221 to 3829 and encodes 1202 amino acids. Lineage: Eukaryota; Metazoa; Arthropoda; Insecta; Hymenoptera; Formicidae.
CCCCACUCCCGCGUCAGUAUGGCGCCCGCGUUCAAAUUCAACGGUCGGAAAUAAGGAUAACUCCCGUUGCUGCGUUGCGGAGCGCAAAAGGGUCGUUCCGCGCAUUCGUACGGUGUCGUUCCAAGGGGUGGUGUCCUUUCCCGCACGCACGCACGUGGAAGCGGUGGCGAUUUCGUGAUCGGAAUCCGAGCGAGCGUUCGUAGACAAAACGUCAGGAACAAUGGAGCCCUUCGUCCAGCGUAUGUUGGAGCGCGCUAAAGCGAGGAGAGAGAAGCUGGAUGAGCAGUUGUCAAACGCGGGACACGACGUUAAAAAGAGGCGGAGUCCUUUGAAAAAUGCCAAUGCCUUGCUUGAACAAGCCACAGCGGUAGUAAAUGAAAUGUCUGCCAAAUCACCAGUCAAAGCAGCUGCAGUCAGUGCACUGCCCGUCAAGUCUCCUCGCAAGUCUCCUGUAUCUAAGCCUGUAUCUAUAUCCAAGUCGAAUACCACAUCUGAGAAUAAUGAGCGGAGCAACAAGGAGAAUAGCGAAUUUGAGACUUACAAUGUACGAUCCAAGUUGCACAGACUUGGAAAAUUAUAUUCGGAUGAUAGCACUCUUGAGUUAAGUUCACCCAUACACAGGACCGAAGAGAAGUUUACCGCGGAAGAAAAUGACGGGGAUUACAAGCCAGUCAAGAGAGGCGCUAGACUCGACAGAUUAGCAGCUUUGGCUUCGACGAUUAACAAUUGGGAGGAUGAUUUAUCUCAUCCAACGUUAACUAAUACCAAGAUGAAACCUGGAACUAGUAAAGCAGAAAAAAUACAAGCAAAGUUUAAUGAGCAAGUUAGAAAUGGAUCCGAGUCACAACCAAGCACGAGCGAAAGUAACAAAUGGACCGCCAGCAGUGGGAGGAAGAGCAAAGAUCUAAGUCCAACCAAACAAUUAAAGUGGGACAAAACGGUGUUAGAAAACUUGGAGGCUCAAGGCUUUAGUCGUACGAAAAGCAAUACUCGUCUUGUGUAUGACUAUAAGCAUUGUUCCCAGGAAUCGAAUCAGGAUGUCACAAGUCGUUUAUCGCCUAACAAGUUCACGAGCCCUGCGCAUCAGCAGGCGGCGGAAAAGAAACGAAUUUCGUUUAUCAGGUCUGAGUCGCCGAGGGGCAAGAAAACGGAGGGUGAUGCCAGUGUGACGGCAAGUCCGGCUAACUCUUCCAGAAGCAACGACAGUAAAGUUUUUAACACUCCCGAAAACGUUAAAAGCGCGAAUACUACCAGUAGCUCUCGAUUACCGUCGAGGCCGGUGUUUAACGGCUCGCCUAAAACUCUGGUGCAACCGUCAGGUUCAGUGCUGAGUAAAGCAUCGAUGUUUGAGGCUAAGAAUACGGAAACGAGGGCGAGAGAUCCUGCUCAGAUGUCGCUCGCCGAAAGAAUGGCAUUCUUCGAGCGAAAUAAAGGGGAGGCUUUGAUACCCAAGGCGCCGCUGACAAUGUCCAUACCGCCUAAGAAAUUGCAGGAAAAGGACAGCAAGCAAUUGGGAUCCAAUGCGGAUUCUCCAUCGAACAAUCGAAACGCCGACAUUCCGAGCAAAUCGGUUCUUGAACAACGUGCGCUGUUCGAGCAAGGCAACAAUAAGAAAGUGGAUGAAAUGGAGAAUCGCAUCUUGCAAGCUACUUACGCUGAGAGACAGCGUGAAUUGGGCAUGUUACGCUCGCGGUUCAAUACCAAUAGGGAAGUCGCUCGUACCGCCGCUGGAUCCUGCGUUCGAACGAGCGAGAGCAGCGAAGGGGGUGGCAAAGCGUCGUCGCCAAAGAAUUCGCCCGUUUGUCCCGUGAAGCCGACUCCUGCUCCGGAUCAUAUUGCUCCGCCUCCGCCGCCACCGCCGCUGCCACAUCCGGAAAUCAUAUCGUAUCACAGUAAAUCCUCUCCGGUAAAAAGACAAGUUGUCGGAAGCCCACCCAAGGUUCAACAUUUAAAUACAACAUCCGACAUCAAACGCAUCCGCGUGUGUCCUCCAAAACCAGGAUCUCUUUAUCCUAAUCUGUCCGAGAUUGAAGCUACGGAAAGUGAAGUUACAGAGAGCGAUACAGAAUACACUGUCGACAGUACCGAACCUGUAACAGCUACUCUCGACGAGACGGAAACUGAGACUGCCUCUGAAGCCGAUUAUUAUAUUCGACAUGAUGACCAGGAAUCUGAAAGUGAUUACGAAAGCGUACAAAAUUCAUCUUUUGGGCGAAUGAGUUUUGGACGCAGUAUCUUGCAUGCACUCGACGAACGUUCGCUAUUCAACAAAAAAAGGUGCAUAGAACCGGAUCCAGAUAGCACUACAUCAGACAUUUCGGUCCUCGACGAGAUGGAUCAGUAUUUGGACGAAUGUCUUGAUGAAGAAUUAGCUGACGUGAGGGAGGAAGGUCCUACACCGCCUAAAGUGAAUAAAGGUGGCGAAAGUCUGUCGAUGGGAUGCAACACUUCCAAAUAUCGUUCACCUUUAAAAGAUUCAGAUAGACCGGAGGAUGGUGGCAAGCGCGUACCACUGGUGCGCACUGUCAGUGCGUACAGACGACAACAGUCUCAAUUGGCUAAAAUUAAUUCAGCCGCGAGAUACGAAACGGGAUCAAGUUCAAUUUCUGGUACAGAGAAACGCGAAGACGAAUCCAUAUUGGUGGAAAAUAAAGUGAAGAAGUUACUGGACGAAGUUGCGACGCAACAAAAGAAGAUAGAAGAAGCUAGCAAAGCGUUGAAUUUAUGUCAUUCUACUGUCGAAUUCAACGGCUCCAGUGAGCACGUCGGUGGCGAAUGGGCUCUGCUUGUUGCUACUCAUAAACGCCAGGCCGCAUUGAACGAAGUGCAAAGGCUGAAACGAGAAGGCACCCUGAGACCUGUCAAGGCAGGCUUGCCGGAAGUGCAGGGGAGUGGGUCAUUAACUAUCUCUGCCAUUACGUUGCCACUCAAGCAGGAAUAUUUCAGAAAUAUGGGCAUGAAUACAUAUCUUCAUUGCGUCUGCUUGAUGUAUUAUUUGGGAGAAGUGGUCGCUACCCAAGCGGCGACCGCCGAACCAGGCGAUUCAUGUAUCCGUUUUACUUCAAUGCUGAAACUUGAUAAUUUGCACAGUGAUUUCAAGGUUCUUGUUGAAGUAUACACCUUCCAGACGCAACCGAAAUAUUUGCCACAUGAAAAGAAAUAUCACAUUAGCCAUACUGUGAAAGCGGUCAAUAAGACACCAAAGAAAAAGAAUCAGUUUGUAAUGCCUGACAUACAGAGCCCAGCAGGCCCAAACGCAAUCAGAUCGCCUGCUUUCGAAUUGUCCGGAACUACGACCCUUACUCUCGAUGACAUAAAUUAUGAACAAUUUACUCUGCUCGGGAUCUCGUCGCAUUCUCCUCUGGAAGGACACCUGCGAAUGCGUUUAUCGCGUAAGCUCUCGGUAUCGGUGGAACAUCGCGGAUUUUUGACACUCUUCGAGGAUAUUACAAAUUUGGGUGCUUGGCGUCGAAGAUGGUGCUGGCUGAAAGACGCCAAGCUUUACUACUGGGUACAUCCCGAGGACGAGCACAAGAAAAGUCCAGCAGGGCAGAUUGACUUGGAGGGUGUAAUUACGAAACAUGUACAAUUUAUAAAUCGGGAAAAAUACGCUCGUCCUUACACAUUUUUACUUGAGGUAUCGAGACCCGCGCUACCAGGGGACACUAAUAAUCUCGUUACGAAGACAGAUGGAAUUGAAACUAUAAUUGAACACUUUUUAUUAGCUGACACAAAAGAAGAAGGAUUACAAUGGAUGUCGAAACUGAAUAAAACUCUAAGCUUAAUCAGAGCUUGGGGACCAUGCCGAAGUUCAUUUUACAAAGCUUAAAUCAAGCUUAAACCUCGUUAAUUUCAAGCAACGUAUUCGUGUACGUUUUAGAUCGACUUGUGAUAGGAAACAUGCGUGUGCAUUAAUACGUUACGUAUCGCUCAUCGGAUUAUACAUAGGGAUAAAAUACACUUGGUCUAAAAUAAUAUACAAACGAAGAAAAAUCUACUUCGCUUUACGAAUAUAUAUGUUACUUGCAUCUGAUCGAUAUAUAAAUGAUGCAAACGUUCGUAAGAAUGCGGAAUGUACUGAUACACAUAUAGAGAUACACGUAUAAACAAUGCAAGUAUUCAUAUAUAAGAAAGUAACGAAUGUACUACGUUUGGCCGCGGUUCAAAUUUUCAUAUGUUUGAUAUUAUUUGUGUUACAAAUAAUUAAUUGUUUUAAUAUAAAUAUUCGAGUGAAUUGGUUUGAUAUUUAAUCGUGGACGCAAUCUAUAUAUACAAUAUUAUAUUUCAUUAAACUUCAAUAGCCAAAGUUGAAAGAUAAAAAAUUUGCAAGUUUUCA